CUUUCAAUCUUCACCUUAUUGUUGAGCGUGCGCAUAUGUUGCUGAGAGCGCUGCGCUACUUGAGCUUGCUGCCAGAGCAUCUGCGGCACCGCGGACUGCUCGCGAUCGGAGAAGACUCGCUGCGCCUGCCAUCUCGGCAAGUCUCGCUCGACGAGCUGCGCAGCUCAGCCACACAGGCAUUGAUUGACCGCAUGAUUGCCACGAUGCGGCGGACGGAGGGCGUCGGGAUUGCGGCAGUCCAGCUGGGCGACAACCGCGCGAUCGCGUGCAUCGAGUUCACUGCAAAGCACUUGGCGGAGGCGACCCCAGAGAUGGCCGCGACGCACAAGAUGGAAGCAGUGCCACUCACAGUCAUGGUCAAUCCGCGCGUGCUCAGGGCGAGCAGCGAUCUGGUCGAAGGCGCAGAGGGCUGUCUGUCCGUGCCUGGGAUGCAGGCGAUCGUCUUCCGGCCGAGACACGUCGCGAUUGACUGCCUGGAUCGCAACGGCGCACCGCAGACACUGAAACUCAGUGGCUGGAGUGCCCGCAUUGCCAUGCACGAGGUCGAUCAUCUUAAGGGCGAGCUAUUUACCGAUAAAAUGGAGCGGAAAAGCCUCGCCGUCAUGCACAAGUGGCUGCACUGGUGAAAAUCGCAUGUACAGUACUGUAGAGCUGGUCAUAAUAGUCAUAGUUUUAAUAAUCAUGGAGAUGGUAUCAUGGGAAA
Molecule: messenger RNA, 703 nt
Organism: Capsaspora owczarzaki ATCC 30864
Lineage: Eukaryota; Filasterea; Ministeriida; Capsasporidae
Product: polypeptide deformylase
Exons: 2
Coding region: 36-626 (196 amino acids)
Biological process (GO): peptidyl-methionine modification; N-terminal protein amino acid modification
Cellular component (GO): mitochondrion
Molecular function (GO): peptide deformylase activity
Source: RefSeq, a predicted model, not a curated record